Molecule: messenger RNA, 587 nt
Organism: Papaver somniferum (opium poppy)
Lineage: Eukaryota; Viridiplantae; Streptophyta; Magnoliopsida; Ranunculales; Papaveraceae
Product: serine/threonine-protein kinase EDR1-like
Exons: 5
Coding region: 67-393 (108 amino acids)
Biological process (GO): protein phosphorylation
Molecular function (GO): ATP binding; protein kinase activity
Source: RefSeq, a predicted model, not a curated record
GGUGAUUUUGGUCUCUCACGGCUGAAAUAUGCAACAUUCCUAACAAGUACCGGAAAUUGAACGUGGAUGGCUCCAGAGGUUAUCCGUAAUGAGCCAGCAGAUGAGAAGUCAGAUGUAUAUAGCUUUGGAGUUGUUCUAUGGGAGCUUGCCACACUAAAAAUCCCUUGGAAUGACCUGAACCCAAAGCAGGUGAUUGCCGCUGUAGGAUUCAUGAACCAACGAAAUGAGAUACCAAAAGACACUGACCCACUCUGGGCAUCUCUAAUCGAGAGUUGCUGGCACAGAGGAAGUGCUUGUCAGCCAAAAUGCCGCCCAACAUUCGAGGAAGUGCUUGAAAAGUUGAAAGCUAUGCUGAGACAUAAUUUUGUUCAAAAGCCAACAUAUGAUAUAUAGGACCUUGCCGCCUUUCUGUCUAGAUAUAUGUAGAACUUUUUUUUGUUAUGCACCACAUUAGGCCAUGGUGAAUGUAAGAGUCAAGUACAAAACGAGUUAGAAAGAGCAGAAGAAAGGUUAAGGAUUAUCCGGAAAAAUCAGGUUUUAACUUUUUAUUUCCUUAAUAUGAUACCACUGUCUGUUGGUUUUUGUGA